Messenger RNA from Hibiscus syriacus, 887 nucleotides. RefSeq lists its product as uncharacterized. The record is from RefSeq and is a predicted model, not a curated record. The coding region runs from base 32 to 619 and encodes 195 amino acids. Gene Ontology annotation, molecular function: DNA binding. The transcript has 4 exons. NCBI's taxonomy places the organism in Eukaryota, Viridiplantae, Streptophyta, Magnoliopsida, Malvales, Malvaceae.
GCCUUCAGACUUUGCUAGGGAAUUUUUGACAAUGCAAAAGGGUAGUCUGACCUUAUGCAACUCAGCUGGGAAAACUUGGCCUAUGAAGUACCGUAGGAACGCAGGAAGUAAAAUUCUGCAAGCAGAGCUCUAUGGUGGUUGGCAGGCAUUUGUGGAAUAUAAUCGUCUUGGUGUUGGUGAUAUAUGUGUAUUCGAGUUAAUUAAGCAUCCUGAAAUCCUAAUGAAAGUGGUCACCUAUCUGGUAGUCGAAAAUGCAAGCAAGGUCUGCAGGCCGUUGGCUCAUGAGAGCAUAGCCAAUCGAGUUAAAACCAGGAACAUGGUCAGUGAUACUGAACCUGUUUGUCAACAAAGACCAUGUCCAUCCAGUGCCAGUAAAUUUAAAGACCCAACAGACUCUUACGUUGAAAUCUCGGAUGACUCGACACAAAACCAGAAAAAGAAAUUGAAAUCUCCAUGUUUUCAUCCUUGUAAUACGAUGAGAACUAACUCAAGUGGAAGCAUUCAAGCUGAGUGGAUCAAGCUCGAGAAAGAAAAGAAGAGCAUGAGUUCUCAAUAUGUAACAAAAGAACUUUGGGGUGAUCUCAAAUAUUCUGCAAAAGAUGGUAGUGAAAAGAUGUAAGGUGGUCGGAGACGUCUGAAACCCGACAUUCUGGGAAAGACAGAGAUAAAACCAUCGACUCCAACCAAGAAACAAAGAGCUUGUAUAGGAACUAGUGACCUCAGAACUUCAAAUCCCUCUUUCAGUGUUUUGAUGAACCCACCAUAUGUUAAUUCUGGUGUUCAUCUGUACAUACCGGAGGAAUUCGCCAAGAAAUAUUUGAAGAAGAGUGGAGAAACUAUCCUGAGAGUUGCAGAUGGUAGAACUUGGACUGUUCAGUUCGAAAGAA